Molecule: messenger RNA, 1043 nt
Organism: Triticum aestivum (bread wheat)
Lineage: Eukaryota; Viridiplantae; Streptophyta; Magnoliopsida; Poales; Poaceae
Exons: 1
Coding region: 215-853 (212 amino acids)
Source: RefSeq, a predicted model, not a curated record
AGCUUCCACCGGAGUGCUAAGAACAAUUUUCACUUUAACCUGUGCAUAUGCAGGCACGUGGUAUCGUGUUAAUGGAUAUGCAUAUAACUAUCCAUGGAUUAGGCAGCUCCCUAGACCGACCGACCGAUAUCUACACUGCAGCAGUACUGGAGUAGUAGGUAGGCAGGCAGGUGCUAAACGCAGAAGACAUCAAGAGUGUUAUCUUGCCAGCUCUAUGGGCAAGGAUGACGACGACGGCGAUCCCACAAGAGUCCGAUGGUUGAUGGAUGCGGCGCGGUACGCCGUGGCGGCCCUGGUGACUGCGGUCACCGUGGCGGUCAUCGCCAGGGCCGUCGUCGUGUCGCUGCGCUCCGAGAAGCUCGAGAUCACGGUCGUCAAUGGCACCGUGACUGCGUCCGUGAACACGGCGGCGAAUCCUACCCAGGUAAGGCUGCUGAUGACCAUCCACAACUACAACCCCAGCGGCCGCGUCGGCAUCCAGUACGUGGGCGUCAACAUCACCCUCCUCUACCAAAACGACACGCCGAUCACCUGGAUUAGCAUUGAGGACGGCCCUGUCAACGGCAUCCAUGUGGAGCCCCAGUUCAUACGGGAGUCCGUCGUGGACACGAGCCUCAACGUGCCGGACGACGUGCCGGCGGCGUUUGCCGGGGCCAUGACGGCGCCCAACGGGUCCCAGCUGUUCGAGAACGCCAAGGUGCACCUGAAAGGCACGCUCCAGACGCAGAUCUCUGGGCUCAACUACACGCACGGCGGCCAGCCCACCGAGUACCUCUGCUCUCCGGUUGCCAUCGGCGUCAAGUCAGAGAAGCUGCUCGCCCAUGCCGUCGACGUAUCUUGCGAGGAAGUUUAGUAUGUCUUUGUUUUUUCUGAUCGACUUGGAGAGCGUGAUUAACUGGCUGAUGUAUUGAUAAUUUGAUGUUUUUGGCUAACCUGCAUUGGUAUUGUUAAUAAUUCGUGUGGGAUUAGUACUUGUGUAUGUGUCAAACAAUAAUUUUGCCGGCAGGAACCACCUAGAAAGCAGUAAUUUAGUUUCUUUUUCA